Molecule: messenger RNA, 1392 nt
Organism: Opisthocomus hoazin
Lineage: Eukaryota; Metazoa; Chordata; Aves; Opisthocomiformes; Opisthocomidae
Source: RefSeq, a predicted model, not a curated record
AUGUCGGCAAACAAGGCCGGGCUGAAAACGAGAAACAAAAUUGUCCUGCGUCUCAUAGCAAGGCUCGGUGUGGCUGGCAGUGCUGAGAUGCCAUCGUUAUCGCGAGUGCGGCUCAGCGGUGCGAACGUCACCGUGGCUGUGCUCACCCGUGUGCCCUCUCAUUUCCAGGUCGGGGCACUGAAGAGCUCGAUGGCGGACGGCGUGGUUUUCAGUGUGCCGCGGGCAAGAGUCAAGGACGUCGUUGCUGCCGGGAGGGAGCGAGAAGCGUCCUUGAAAAUGUUAGCGCUUGGAAAGGAGACGGGCCGGGCUCUUUGCCGGCACCGAGGGCUCCGGGAGCGGCGGGGAGUCUUUCCUUGGUUUGGCUUGGAUAUUGGAGGGACCUUGGUCAAGCUUGUCUAUUUUGAACCAAAGGACAUCACCGCCGAAGAGGAGGAGGAAGAAGUGGAAAAUCUCAAAAGCAUCCGCAAAUACCUGACGUCAAACGUCGCCUACGGAUCGACGGGCAUUCGGGAUGUGCACCUUGAGCUAAAGGACCUUACCCUGUGUGGACGUAAAGGCAAUCUGCACUUUAUACGCUUUCCUACUCAUGACAUGCCCGCUUUUAUUCAAAUGGGAAGCGAAAAGCACUUCUCGAGCCUCCAUACUACCUUAUGUGCCACGGGAGGUGGAGCGUACAAAUUUGAGCAGGACUUUCGCACAAUGGGUGACCUUCAGCUGUGUAAGCUAGACGAACUCGACUGCCUUAUUAAAGGAGUUUUGUACAUUGACUCCGUUGGAUUCAACGGCCACUCGGAGUGCUACUACUUUGAAAACCCGACGGAUGCUGAGAGAUGUCAGAAGCUCCCGUUCAACCUGGAGAAUCCCUAUCCUCUCCUCUUGGUGAACAUCGGCUCGGGGGUCAGCAUCCUGGCUGUCUACUCGAAAGAGAACUACAAACGGGUGACGGGCACCAGCCUCGGAGGGGGAACGUUUUUCGGUCUCUGCUGCCUGCUGACCGGUUGCUCCACCUUCGAAGAGGCCCUAGAGAUGGCGUCCCACGGAGACAGCACCAAAGUGGACAAGCUAGUGCGGGACAUUUACGGAGGAGACUACGAGCGGUUCGGCUUGCCAGGCUGGGCCGUAGCGUCCAGCUUUGGAAACAUGAUGAGCAAGGAGAAGCGGGAGUCUGUCAGCAAAGAGGACCUCGCGAAGGCCACUUUGAUAACCAUCACCAACAACAUUGGCUCCAUAGCACGGAUGUGUGCGCUUAACGAGAACAUCAAUCGAGUGGUGUUUGUUGGCAAUUUCCUUCGGAUCAAUACCAUCUCGAUGCGGCUUCUGGCGUACGCGUUGGACUACUGGUCCAAGGGGCAGUUAAAAGCACUCUUCUUGGAACACGAGGUGAAGCUUUAA